Messenger RNA from Zymoseptoria tritici IPO323, 509 nucleotides. RefSeq lists its product as uncharacterized. The record is from RefSeq and is a predicted model, not a curated record. The annotation marks the transcript as partial. NCBI's taxonomy places the organism in Eukaryota, Fungi, Ascomycota, Dothideomycetes, Mycosphaerellales, Mycosphaerellaceae. The transcript is spliced from 2 exons.
ACAAGCACAUACGACACACGCACAUCGAACAAGUACACUCCACCAAGCAACAACUCAACACAAACCAGCCCUACCAAACAACCACACAUCACCCAACCACCCCCACCCCAACCACAAUGACCCUCCAACCCUUAACCCUCCUCACCUUAACCGGCCUCGCCGCACUACCAGUGAGCAUCGUAUACAUGGUCACAGCCGACCACCGAACGUUUACGCAUGGAACAAUCGCAUCCAACAAUGUCGCGCAAAGAUUCCGGCUGUUUGAACAACGAGCGAAGGACUCGAUGCCCGGAGAUGACGAGGCGCAAAGGGUUCGGGAGAUGAGGAGGAGGAGGGAGGUGAUUCGGGAGAUGAUGGCGAUGGAGUUGAUGUGAUUUUGGAAUGCUCUUUGUUCUGCGAUCGAGAUGGAGGAGUCCGGAGUUGAGUGAUGACUGGGAGGACUGUGAGCAACGAUGUCAAUAAUGAAACCGUCAAAUCGGGAAGAAUAAAACGUCCUCUCUUCUAUCUUU